AUGGAGAAAGUUACAACCAUCAUGGAUUUUCAGCCGUCUCAGUUCAACUUCAUUUGGAAACUAGAGAUGAAAUUGAAAUUUGACCUGAGAGAGAAUGCAGAUGAGGGAUUGGACAUGGUUACGAGCGAUGGAAUCACCGAUAAAAGCCCACCAUUUGUUCCACAUUUUGUCAAGAAUGAGGUAUCUUCCUAUCCCGGAUGGAGGUAUCGUUUAGGUGUGAAAUGGGAUAGAUUUGAUACAAUAUAUUUUGUGACCUGUGGCUAUGGCCCAUGA
Molecule: messenger RNA, 273 nt
Organism: Arabis nemorensis
Lineage: Eukaryota; Viridiplantae; Streptophyta; Magnoliopsida; Brassicales; Brassicaceae
Source: the annotation of a GenBank genome assembly